Messenger RNA from Candida tropicalis MYA-3404, 876 nucleotides. RefSeq lists its product as uncharacterized. The record is from RefSeq and is a predicted model, not a curated record. Lineage: Eukaryota; Fungi; Ascomycota; Pichiomycetes; Serinales; Debaryomycetaceae. Bases 1 to 876 code for a protein of 291 amino acids. The transcript has a single exon.
AUGGCAAUCUUACUGAAAUGGUUUGGUAAAAAGAAUGAUGCCACUCAAGAGAUAGAAGAUUUGGGAUUUGAAAUAUCUGAGUGUUCUGAAACUUGUGAAUCUUGUUCUUCUAAAUUUCCAAAGAGUUUAAAAUUUGAAGAGAAUGAUCCAUUAUGGAAAUCUACUAAACCUUAUGGUAUGCAUAUUCUUGUAUCUACUGGUAAAACAGAUUGGGCUCAUGAUGCUGUUGAUGGUUCAGGUACCAUAAAACAUGCAGUUGCUAAAUGGGCUGGAGAUAAGAAAUCUCCCUUAGGUACUAUAAAAGUUAAUGUUUGUUCCAUGGGUUCUGAUGAUUUUUAUAUUAAUGAUGAUUAUAUCAAUGAGAAAAAGACUGACCUUUUGGUAUUGCCUUAUUUUUUAAAUAUUAAAGGUAUUGCUAUUGAUCAAGUUGAUGAAGUAUUGGAUGAAUUACAUCAAUUAUUAGUUGAUGAAGUAACAAUAGAAAAGAUUACUUCAAGAUUACCUAUGGUUUCUCCUGAUCCAAAUCAAAGUUAUGUAUUUAUGUGUUCUCAUACCACCAGAGAUAAACGUUGUGGAGUAACAGCACCAAUAAUGAAGAAAGAAAUGGAAAAUUAUUUACAAGAAUUAGAUUUAUACAGAGAUUUUGGUGAUAAUACUCCAGGCGGUGUUUCUGUUCAAUUUAUUAAUCAUAUUGGUGGUCAUAAAUAUGCUGCUAAUAUAAUUAUUUAUUUGAAAUCCCUGGGUAAAAAUAUCUGGUUAGGUUUAUGUAAACCAAAUAAUGUUAGACCAAUUGUGGAUCAAUGUAUUCUUGGUGAUGGUAAAGUUUGGCCAGAUAAAGUUAGAAUGGUUCAAAAAUUCAACCCAAUCGAUUGGUAG